Messenger RNA from Drosophila guanche, 1274 nucleotides. RefSeq lists its product as uncharacterized. The coding region runs from base 300 to 935 and encodes 211 amino acids. The transcript has 3 exons. The record is from RefSeq and is a predicted model, not a curated record. Lineage: Eukaryota; Metazoa; Arthropoda; Insecta; Diptera; Drosophilidae.
CUUUAGGGACAUUACAUAUUGAUAAGCUUCCUACGAAUGCUUAUGAUGUGAGGGAACGGAGAGACGAAUACCACAUUUAUCCCUCAUCUUUAGCCUCACUUUGGGCAAGUGGCCAACUAGCCUUCAAUGGAUCAGAUAUCCUAGUGAAAAUAUCCAUAAGCAAUACGAUUAUUUUCGAAAGCAUUGAAUGCAAUAUGCAAUCGAAAAACUGAAUGACAGCAACAGUAAAUUAAUCAAUUGAUUUCAAUCAAAACCAAUCUCACAGAAGGAGAGUGAGAGAAACUGAAACCGAUAUCGAAAUGCUCCCGUUCUAUGACUUGUGGCUGAUGAACGCCUUUGAUUCCAGAAUGGUGCUACAGAAUCACAACACAGUCGUGGCCCGCUCCACACUUACGCCGAAUGGCAGCAGCCACAACUUUGGCUCCUUCUCAGGAAUGGGACGGGCCCCGCUGAACGCGGGACAUGGCACACAGCGUCCGAUAGUUGAUCUACUGGUGGCCAUGGUGGCAGUGCCCGUCCUGAUUCUCUGCGCGCUGCAGCUGGAAAAGAAUCUGCGCGACAACAGCGAUCAGUCGCGCUGGCUGGUCUUUGCGCUGGGCAUUGGAAUGCUGGUGAUCAGCGUGAUCAUCUGCGGCUAUGUCACGCACCGCAUGGGCGUUUGCAUCUGGGCAGGGCCCAUAGACGAGGCCGGCAAUCGAGCCACCAACGGAGCAAUGUCGCACAUCAAUUCACAAAAUGAUGUGCUUCGCAUUGUGGACACUCUGCCCCCCAGCUAUGAGAGCGUGUUGAAAUUCGAGCUGCCACCUCCGUCCUACGACUGCCUGGUGAUCGAUAUUGAUGUGGAACAGAGCAAGGAUAUGGAAACGCCACAGACAUCGUCCAAGUCGAGUGCUAGUCGCUCGACAUCCUCGACGGAAGCCAUUCUACACAUCUAGGCCGGUGGAAGCAGAGGAAGGAGCCAACCUUUGCGGAGGAGGAGAGAGAACUACGAGAUUUUCCCCAACAGGCAGCGCAUCGGAUAACACCACACGAAACACACCACACCCAAACGCUGGCUCAACGUGCGAUACAUAAAAUGCGACUUUUACUAUAUGUAACUGCAUACAUACAUAUGUAAAUACAUAUGUAUGAAGGUGCAUCUGUAUAUCUCUAUCGGCUGGCUUACUUAUGGCCAUACUUAUAGCAUUGAGGCCUUGUAUUUACUUCGGUUCUAAGUACCUAGUAUUUUUUUUUAUAGAGCAUUCGAUGCAUUCGUCUUGUACAUAAAUACAUAC